Capronia epimyces CBS 606.96 is the source of this 2130-nucleotide messenger RNA. RefSeq lists its product as uncharacterized. The transcript has 3 exons. The coding region runs from base 1 to 2130 and encodes 709 amino acids. Gene Ontology annotation, cellular component: membrane. The record is from RefSeq and is a predicted model, not a curated record. NCBI's taxonomy places the organism in Eukaryota, Fungi, Ascomycota, Eurotiomycetes, Chaetothyriales, Herpotrichiellaceae.
AUGGCUCAAGUGGAAGAACAUCAGCAUGGGUCAGCGCUUCAAGACGGCUACGGAACUGGCCCCAAUGUUACCGACUCGAGUCCCUACUUUGAUGUCCUUUGUGGUCCUCUCAUAAACUAUCAGCGUAUGAGUGAGGAAGACCACCAGGUGUUUUGGCACGGCUCCGUCCUCCUCGUCACGAAACCGGGGCUGAAUAUUCCUUCCCUUGAAUUGAAAUCUUUGGGUGCAUGGGAUGGAAGCGGAAAAGUUACAAGUUCUCCGGCGCAGGUUCUGGGUGGUCUGAAGUUGUAUUCGGACCCGGAAAAGACUUUUUGGCGUUUCACACUUCGAGUCCCGCUGGCGGAAGCCGAAGCAAAAUGGCAAUACACGAUACCAAAUGUGAACUUCCCCACCGGCGUCAGCAAAGACCCUUCGAGGGAGUUCGUUGUUCCUGCUGCAACGGAAUCCAUGCGCAUAAUGUUUCACUCGUGCAAUGGGUUCUCGGUAGGAACGGAUGAAGACUUUUGGUCAGGUCCGGCUUUAUGGAACGAUGUGGUGCGAACCCAUCGACAGCGCCCUUUUCACGUCAUGAUCGGUGGAGGAGAUCAGAUCUACAAUGAUUCAGUCCGAGUCAGCGGGCCGCUAAAGGAGUGGACGUCAAUUGCCAACCCCAGAAAGAGAAGAGACUACCCAUUCGGGCAAGAUCUUCGAGUUCGAUGCGACGAGUUUUACUACAACAACUAUCGGCAGUGGUACAGCACCGAACCUUUCGCAACAGCGAAUAGUCAAAUCCCCCAGAUCAACAUCUGGGAUGACCACGACAUCAUAGAUGGAUUUGGCUCCUACACUGACCAUUUCAUGCGAUGCCCGGUGUUCCGCGGCAUUGGCGGCGUCGCUUUCAAAUACUACUGUUUGUUCCAGCACCACACCGCUCCACCCGUCUCGACCUUCACGACCGAUUCACCAACGACCAUGGAAGCUGGCGCGGAUGGAACUGCCGGCGCGGACCCCCGCCAACUCCAAAACACCUACGUGUAUAAGACACCGGCAGACGAUCCGAGCUGGAUUGUGGGUAAGCGUCCAGGUCCCUAUGUGGAAGAGAGGUCGCGUAGUCUGUACAUGCGGCUAGGCCGACGGAUAGCCUUUUGCGGCAUUGAUGCCCGAACAGAACGCACACGCAAGCAGGUCAACUACCCUGAAACGUACGACAUGAUUUUCGAAAGGCUGCAAGCCGAGUUCAAGGCUGCGCAAGGGGAAAUCAAGCACUUAAUUCUACUUUUGGGCGUGCCUAUUGCAUACCCUAGGCUGGCAUGGCUAGAGAACAUUUUGACCUCUCCCAUCAUCGCGCCCAUCCGCCUGCUCAACCGGCGCUUUGGCUUUGCAGGUGGCUUUUUCAACAGUUUUGACGGUGGAGUGGAUCUUCUGGAUGACCUGGACGAUCACUACACGGCGCGCCAUCACAAAACUGAGCGACGUGAGCUCAUCGUUAGGCUCCAGAAACUGGCGGCCGAGUUUUCUGUCCGAGUCACCAUAUUGGGUGGCGACGUUCAUCUGGCCGCCUUAGGUCGCUUCUAUUCCACUCCGGCCGACAACAUGAACGCUCUCGAAGAUCCUCGCUAUAUGGCCAACAUCAUCUCCUCGGCAAUCACAAACAAACCUCCACCAAAAGCCGUGGCGAAUUUGUUGGCGAGACGGAACAAAAUCCACCAUCUACGAGACGGGAACACCGACGAAACCCUCCUGAACCUGUUUGAUAAGCAACCAGGAGGUCAGAUGAAAAGCGCCGAGUCCAACCAUGCCACCAUGCCUAGUCGUAAUUAUGCGUGCAUCACAGAGAUCCCAGAGCACCGGACCAACGGUGCCGCUCAACCGAGCAAUGGCGUCACCGAGGCUGCGACGGUCUCGACCACGGGAGCGACUGGGAAAAGUCGUCCGCACGGUGAGCUAGAUGGGCACGGCCCCUUACACAUUGGUGAGGAGGGCGCCGGCACUCAACACCCAGCGGCAAGCGGGAUAAGUAAUGAAGGGCCUCUCGAAGGCGGCUUGAACGUGGCCAUCAGAGUUGAAAUCGACAACCGCGAUCCCGACGGCAAGACCGAUGGGUAUGGAAUGAGCAGUAAGUCGACGGAUUUCGAUAGCCAUCUGGUAUGA